This is a messenger RNA of Batrachochytrium dendrobatidis JAM81, 4050 nucleotides long. RefSeq lists its product as uncharacterized. Gene Ontology annotation, cellular component: chromatin; nucleus. The record is from RefSeq and is a predicted model, not a curated record. Bases 1 to 4050 code for a protein of 1349 amino acids. The transcript has 21 exons. NCBI's taxonomy places the organism in Eukaryota, Fungi, Chytridiomycota, Chytridiomycetes, Rhizophydiales. Gene Ontology annotation, biological process: DNA repair; mitotic sister chromatid cohesion.
AUGGACAAAAAGCGACUCAAGAAAUCCAGCAUUGAAUCUAAUAUUGAAUCUACUAUUGAUUCUGUGACAGCAGCUCAGCCAUUACUGUUUAAUGAGAAAUUGGAAUCAAAUAGUAUUACUAAGCCAAUUCCUGAUUUGCACGCUGAACUCAAACAUAUUGAAAAUACUGGAAUAACUCCUCAUCAAACGGUUUCUGCCGUGUGCCUUUCUCUUGUGUCUAGAUCGUUGCUUCAGCACAAAGACAGAGGCGUCAGGAUUCUUGUUGCUUGUUGUCUGGCUGAGUUGCUGCGUUUACAUGCUCCAACUGUUCCCAUCUCAACAGCCCAACUCAAGUCUGUUUUUGCUCUUUUCUUUCAACAACUUCCAAAUAUUACCGAUUCUAAAUACACUUAUUUCAGUCUGUGUUACGAGUUACUCGAAUGCUUGAAUUCUGCAAAAACUGUCACUCUUGUAUCUGAACUCAAUGCUGACGAACUCGUCAUUACAUUCUUCAACACUUUAUUUAAAUCUGUUCGACCAGAAAUGUCACAGAGUGUGAUUGCAUGUUUAUUGGAUUUGCUUCAACAGUUGAUUGAUGAUUCCGAGUUUCUUCAUCACGAUGUGAUUGAUACACUUUUGUUUCAGUUGAGUUCGGCUCAAAAGACUGCUUCUCCAACUGCAUAUCAAAUGGCAUGCGAACUUUGUCAAGCAUCUGCUGACAAACUGCAGCGCUAUGUUUGUCAGUAUUUUAGCGAUAUUCUUAUUGCAGCAGGAAAAGAUAUAUCUGAUGAUUCCAAUUCAGAACAGUUUAUAUCAACACAUCGACUGAUUUUGGAGAUCUACAAAUCUGCACCUGAUAUUCUAUUGAAUGUGAUUCCCCAAUUGGAAGAAGAGUUGAAAGUAGAUACGCUGCCUCUUAGAACUUUGGCCUUGACUUCGCUUGGAGAAAUGUUUUUACAAUCUGGGUCAAAUCUAAUUUCAAUCUAUCCUCAAGUGUGGAAAGCUUGGUGUGACAGACGAAAUGACAAGGCUGUUUCAAUCCGAACUGGAUGGCUUAAAUAUGCCGUGUGGAUUAUUUGCAAACAUCGAUCCACUUUUACUGAACUUGAAUCGUAUUUACAGCACAAACUGUUGGAUCCCGACGAGCGUGUGCGUAUUGAAACUGUCAAGGCUUUUGAGAGUAUUUGGACAGAAUUGCCCAUGUUAAUCCAUCAAGAAUCACUCAAAGCGCUGACAUUGCGUUGUCGUGAUAAAAAGGCAAGUCAUGCAAAUGUUCGUUGUGAGGCUAUUGAUACUGUUGCUCGACUUUUUAAUCAUCUGAUGUCUGUUUACAGUCAAUGCGAAUUGGCCAAUGUAGAUAAGCCAAUUGAAUUGACUAGGUUUAUUUGGCUUGCUGGCGAUAUUCUUGACUUGCUCUAUGUUUGCGAAUCGGAAAUCAGUAUCUUGGUUGAGAAAGCUUUAUGGACGUAUAUUAUUCCACCACUUUCCGAUUCAACAGCCUACACAAAACGCAUACUGAAAGUGCUGCAUACCCUCACACCCAAGCAGUAUAAAGCCUUUCAAAACCUUCUUAUACGAAAAUCCAACAGUGUCUAUCAACUUACGAUUUACCUCAUGCAAUGCGAGAAAUACAAUGGUGGGAUAAUGGAUACAGACGAAAAGGAGAUCACAAAUGGACUAAAUAUGCUCGUCGCUCAUCUUGGUCAAACCUUUCCGGACAUAAAACGUGCAACGGCCGGAUUAAUGAAAUUUGCUGAUGUGAAUGAUCGUCGAGUAUAUCAGUUGAUUCAAACUGUAAUGAAUCCACAAAGCGAAUACAAGAAAAUUGUUGGUGCGCAAAAGGAAGUGAUGAAAAGAAUCACACAACACGGUGGUGCGCUUUUUGAAGUAUUCGAAGUGUUGGUUCGAAGAGUUUCGUUGAUUGGUGUGGGCAGAAGCUGUGUUGAGUGCCUGAUGCGUAUAUGUCAGGAAAUUCGCCACGGUCACCAUGAGGAUAUACGGGAAAUGGAACCCACUGCCAAGCAAUUUAUGAAGGAUAUUUCGGUACAUUUUCCUGGAGUAUACAAGAAUUUGGUGCAAAGUUUUAUCGAGACCAUUGUCAAUGAAGCCGAUACAAGUUCAGUUCGAGAUGCGCUUUUGGCAUUGACCAGAUAUAUCAAAACGUUUCCGGGAGAAGCACCCAGUCAGCCUGAGCUUACUAUUAAAUUGAAGCAAAUGGCUUUGGGGGACGAUCUUAUUAUGGCCAAAAGUGCCAUGAUUGUUCUUGCACUGGGUGGACAAGACGAUCAAUGUGUGGAUAUUGUGAAUACUAUUUUGCCUGAAUUAACAUUGGAUAAUCCGGUGCUUGUGACCAAACUUGCAUGUCUUCAAGCUGCCGCACGAUACGCCUAUCAAUCAUCAUUUCUUUCAAAUGUUGUUCCUAUUAUGAAUUUUAUUAUCAAAAAAGUGAUUUUGGUGAACCAAACCGAGGCAUCAGAACAAGUGCUUGAUUGGGUCGACUAUGACGAUUUGGCGCCAGAAGGAAAAAUCAAAAUCAUGUCACUUAAACUUGCUGUCAAACCUUUGCUCAAUCUGAAUGACGAGCAAGAAGAUGCGUCCAAAAUGGAUUUGGCAAAAUCUGUUUUAAAAAUGUUGCGAAUGAUUCUAGACAAUUCUGGAGAGGCUGUUACCAAAGGCUAUCCCACCAGCUUGACGUACAAGACCCAUUUGCGGUUAACUGCAGGUUUAUGCAUGCUAAAACUUGCUCGAAACAAACAGAUUAGAGCACUUUUUGACCCAAUGGACACACGUCGCAUGUCCCUUCUUGUUCAAGAUCCAGUCUAUAAUGUUCGCAGCACAUUUGUCAUCAAGCUAUGCACGUAUAUUCAAAACACACAAGUGCCUUCAGAAUAUAUUGUCAUGCUAUUUUUUAUUGCUCAUGAGCCAGAUGCGAUGUUGAUGCAUCAGGUUCGAAGUUUUAUCACACGAAGAGCAAAGUCGGUUCGUGUCUGUGACGACACAUCUCAAGCACCGUUGGUAGAGAAUACAUUUGGUUCAUUCCUACACUUGGCUUCUCAUCAUCCUGAUUUUUCUACUUUGCACGAUGACCUGGAAAGCUCUGAAGGAUAUGUACGAUUCUUUUUUGAUACUGUUGCAACAGCGGAAAAUAUAGCCUUGCUUUAUUCCAUUGCAACCAAGAUUAAAACCCUUAAAGACAAGCAUGCAACAGAUUCACAGGGACUGUAUGUUGUGAGCGAAAUGGCACAAAUUCUAAUACACGAUCGUGCGUCGUCUAAUUCAUGGACGCUGCAGUCUUGGCAGGGACGAUUACCUAUUUCCAGUCGCUUGUUUGAGCAUUUAUCUUCUGCUGACGCAUCUGCUAAUAUCAAACGCCAGUUUCUUGGACAAAGUUAUUUGAAGGAACGGACACAGAGGUCAAGAACGCCUGUGAAACGCACUGCUGUAUCAGACACACCAUCCCGGACACGAGAGUCCCAUUCGUCUCCAUUAUCUACACCUUUGCGUCGACAAGAUGUGAAACGGAGAAAAAACACUAAUGGAGUCAACGAGCAUGACGACGAUACAGACAAUGACAGUAGCAAGAAAAAGAAAAGGAAACCGACCGACUCUGCAUACAAGAAACGCUCUCCGCUCAACUUAAAGUCCAAGAAUAAUGAAUCAACACCAUUACGAAGAUCUGGAAGGAAAUCUACGUCUCAUAGCGUAUCUUUGGUUGAUUUGAGUGAUAGCGAAGCGCUUACAGACGAAGACGAGAUGAAAAGCGACCAUCGUCGCAAUUCGGUUGAUUUUGAACAGGAAAAUGUUCUAGGACAACAUACUCCUAUUGGCAUGACCAAGCUUUCCAAACCCGCAAGUGAAAAGAGUUCACUUUAUGAAAGCGCAAGUUCAAAUAGUCAGCCAGGGACUCAGCUCAAUGUACUUGAGCGUAUGAUGGCUGUUGCUGCUUCCAAAACGACUGGUCAACGCGAUGGUAUUAAAACGAAUGGCAAUGAACAGGGACUUGCUCACGAUGCUGACCAGGAUUUUGCAGUUCCUAUCAAGCGAUCUGCUCGAAUAAAUGCACGUCGCUGA